This is a messenger RNA of Motacilla alba alba, 1338 nucleotides long. It is a transcript of the gene TK2, whose product is annotated as thymidine kinase 2. Gene Ontology annotation, biological process: nucleobase-containing compound metabolic process. The coding region runs from base 43 to 678 and encodes 211 amino acids. The record is from RefSeq and is a predicted model, not a curated record. Gene Ontology annotation, molecular function: deoxynucleoside kinase activity; ATP binding. The transcript is spliced from 9 exons. Gene Ontology annotation, cellular component: cytoplasm; mitochondrion. NCBI's taxonomy places the organism in Eukaryota, Metazoa, Chordata, Aves, Passeriformes, Motacillidae.
GGAGCCGGGCCGGUGCGGGCCGGGCGGCAGCGGGGAUGGGCCAUGUGGCGGCGGGGCGCGGCCUGGGCGUGGGGCCGGCGGGGCGCGGGCACUGCCGUCCCGGGCCCCUCAGCGGGCGGGCCCCGCGCCGCUGCCGACCAUAAGCAUCUGAUAAAAAAAGAUGCUAGAAAGAGAAUUAUCUGUAUCGAGGGCAACAUUGCCAGUGGAAAAACAACAUGCUUGGAUUAUUUUGCACAGACUACCAGCAUUGAGGUUUUGAAGGAACCCUUGACCAAGUGGAGGAAUGUUCGAGGUCAUAAUAUCCUGGGCUUAAUGUACCAGGAUGCAUCAAGGUGGGGGAUAACUCUGCAGACCUAUGUCCAGCUGACCAUGCUGGAGCAGCACACCAGGCCCAUGAUUUCCCCCAUAAGGAUGAUGGAGCGGUCGAUUCACAGUGCAAAACACAUUUUUGUGGAAAACCUCUAUCGAAGUGGGAAAAUGCCAGAGGUGGAUUAUGCUGUCCUGAGUGAAUGGUUUGACUGGAUCCAGAACAACACUGAUGUUUCAGUUGAUUUGAUAGUUUAUUUGCAGACAUCUCCUAAAGUUUGUUAUGAGAGGCUAAAGACACGAUGCAGGGAAGAGGAAAAAGUCAUUCCUCUGCAUGGCCCCUCAUGCCAGCAGGCUUCUAAAGAAGGCUGACCAGACAUGAAUGCAGUUCCCUCUGCAGCUCUGGGUGGGUGGCUCAGGAGAAGCAAUCGUCAGUUGAAGAUCUGUGCAAAGAGCUAAAUUUUGGGCCAUGUGAAAUUUUGAGAAUAAAUCCUCCUGUCAUGGAUUUGAAGAACCCUUGUGUUAUUUUGCAGCUCUGCUGAAGAGGAGGGGAGCAGUUAUAAAUGAGCAAUGUGAAGUGGUCUCCAUGAAGAAAAAAGCCAGUUCAUGACAGGCAGGAGAGCUUUUAGAGGAAAUUGAGUUAUGAGACAGUGAGCUGGGAAUUCUAGGGAAAUGUACUGAAACAGAAAGUGCCUCCCAUACAUAUUCUUUGCAGCCUUGCCCUUUUUGUCCUUACUUUGUUGCAUUUUUUUUUCCUGUAAAAUCUUGAGCCACAUUUUACCUGUGGGAGAGAAUCACGGUUGCUUGAUCUUAAGAGGAGCUGAGAGCCCUGUGCUCCUGUAAGCUGUGUCUUUGAGGUCUUCCUGGAGUUAAACUUUGUACUGGGAAUUAAUUUUUCUCAAAAACCUUCUGAUGCUUUUUUUUUUGUUAGUGGAAGAUAUUUGCUGCAGGCUUUCAUAUGUGUCUCUUAACUACUUCCCAAUGGAUAAAGAUUGCAAUGUGUGUGUCAUCCCUGAGCAUUUGUAUUAUUCC